GAAGACUAUUUGUUAAAAUAUAAACGAAUUGACCGUGGUCAAUACUCAAUAUGUUGCAGCUGGGGAAAUUACUAGUAACUUACAUUAAUGUUGAUUACAUUAAUUAGCCAGAGUUUAGUAGUAGAAUUAAGCUUUGUUCACCUUAUAAAUGGUACAAAUUUUUGCAAUGCAACCUUGUAAUUCUUCUCUCUAAAAUUUUAGCCCCGUCUUUCUGCAUAGUUAAGAAAUUUGGAAAUGAGAGGUUCAAUAAUUCACUGUUAUAGUAUAAAGUUUGUGUUUCAAUUUUUUGUUUCCUUGGUUUUUUUCCUAAACCAUGUCGAAUCAAUUUUCUUCAACUUCUCUAGUUUCGACCAAGAUAGUUUUCGAAAUAUUACCUACAAGAAUGAUUCACAUAUUGAAGAUGGGGUGAUUCAGUUGACGAAGAGCACAUCGGGUUCUAAUCUUCAAGCAAGUGCAGGACGAGCAUCCUAUAAUCAGCCUGUUCGUCUCUGGGAUAAAGAAACCAGCAAGAAAACAGACUUUACCACCCACUUUUCAUUCCAAAUCAAUUCAGCAGACAGUACUAUUUAUUUUGGUGAUGGUAUGACUUUUUUCAUAGCGCCUUUUGAUGAUUCUACAGAGUAUGCUCCAGAGAAUUCAUUUGGUAGGUGUCUUGGUUUGGUUGUGGCUGUCAAUGUUACCAGUAAAUAUCGAUUUGUUGCUGUCGAAUUUGACACCUUCAAGAAUUGGUUUGAUCCGAUUGGUGAUCAUUUGGGUAUUGAUGAUACUUCUGUAGUUUCUGAGGUUAAUAUUACAGUGGAUGGGGGCCUGAGAAACAGGUCUACAGCAAAUUCUUGGAUAACUUAUAAUUCUGUAACUAAGAAUCUGAGUGUUUUCUUAACUUAUGAUGAUCAUCCUGUGUAUAACGGGGAAUCUAGCCUUUCGCAUAUCAUUGACUUAAGCUCCAUUCUUCCGGAAACAGUCAGAGUUGGGUUCACGGCUUCAACUGGUGCAAAUGUUGAACUUCAUAGCAUCCUUUCUUGGGACUUCAACUCAACCUUAGAAGAUACAUAUAUCAGUGUACCAUGGCAAAAUCACACAACUGCGACAAGCAGCCAGAGUAAUAGCAAAGCAGCAAUGAUUGGUGGCAUUGUAGCUGGAAUUAGUGUCUUAAUAACUGGAUUAGGCUCAGUUGUGUUUAUGUGGGGGCGGAGGAGAUCAAGGGGAAAAAACGACAACAUGAAUUUUGAUCAGGAUACUGGGCCAAGGAGGUUCACUUACAAUGAACUUAUUCGUGCUACUAGCAACUUUCUCGAGGAAGGGAAGUUAGGACAGGGAGGUUUUGGAGGCGUGUAUAAAGGUUUUUUGUUUGAUCUAAGUCGGAUUAUUGCAGUCAAGAAGAUAUCAAAGGGAUCUAAACAAGGGGAAAAGGAGUAUGUAUCAGAGGUGAAGGUUAUCAGUCGUCUAAGGCAUAAAAAUUUGGUUCAACUUCUUGGUUGGUGCCAUGAGAAAAAGGAAUUGCUUCUUGUUUAUGAAUUUAUGCCUAAUGGAAGUCUUGACUCCCAUAUUUUUGCAGGCAAGAGGACGACGGUCUUACCAUGGGCAGACAGGUACAAAAUUGCAUAUGGCUUGGCAUCCGCCUUGCUAUACCUCCACGAAGAAUGGGAGCAAUGUGUGCUGCAUAGAGAUAUCAAGUCUAGCAAUGUCAUGCUUGAUUCUAAUUUCAAUGCUAAGCUUGGAGAUUUUGGGCUUGCUAGGCUCGUAGACCACAGUCUAGGAGCACAAACAACUGUAUUGGCUGGCACUUUAGGCUACCUAGCACCAGAGUGUGUUAUGACUGGAAAAUCCAGCAGAGAAUCUGAUGUCUACAGUUUUGGGGUGGUGGCCCUUGAAAUUGCAUGUGGAAGAAGGGCUAUUGAACCAGAAGAGCCUACUAACCGGAGUCUGAUUGAGUGGGUGUGGCAGCUCUAUGGAGAAGGCCGUCUUCUUGAUGCAGCUGAUCAAACACUCGAAGGAGCAUUUGACAUUCAAGAAAUGGAAUGCUUGAUGAUUGUUGGGUUGUCGUGUUGCCAUCCUGAAGACACUUUACGUCCUACUGUAAGAAAGGUUAUAAAUGUUCUUAACAAGGAGUCUUCUUUGUCUAUCUUGCUUACCAGCCUCUCGGCUCCCACCUAUAGCACUCCGCCAACAUAUGUAGAGCCGCUUCCUCCCCUGGGUUAAAAGGCAGCAGUACUGCUGGCACCACAACCUCCUCAUCAGCACAUCCACUUGUUUCUGGUGCUACUCCUUUGAUGGUAGAUUAUGCAACAGUCUGGUAUUUGUUUCAAUGAAUUAGAGUUAGUCAUUUGUUAAUUUUUUAAAUUUCAAACAAGAUCGAAUUUUUGUCAGAUUUCUUUCUGCAGUUCCAUUUUGCUGCAAUUAAAAUUCAUGAAGAAAUGAAGACUGUAAACACCCAUUAAGGUGUUUUUUUUCUCAA
Chenopodium quinoa (quinoa) is the source of this 2455-nucleotide messenger RNA. RefSeq names its product L-type lectin-domain containing receptor kinase IX.1-like. Bases 235 to 2199 code for a protein of 654 amino acids. Gene Ontology annotation, biological process: protein phosphorylation. The record is from RefSeq and is a predicted model, not a curated record. Lineage: Eukaryota; Viridiplantae; Streptophyta; Magnoliopsida; Caryophyllales; Amaranthaceae. The transcript has a single exon. Gene Ontology annotation, molecular function: protein kinase activity; carbohydrate binding; ATP binding. Gene Ontology annotation, cellular component: plasma membrane.